CGAAGAAAAGGUUUGGCAAUGGCGGAGGGUUCGCCGCAAUUGGACGUGACGUCGGUGAUGGUGGAUGUUCUUCAGCAACCAGGCAAGAGGUUGAGCGACAUUGAUUUGGCCUCCAGGAAAGCAGAGGAAGCAUCGUUGAGAAGAUAUGACGCUGCUGGAUGGUUGAGAAAGAUGGUGGGAGUUGUUGUAGGAAAAGAUUUGCCUGCACAGCCAUCUGAAGAGGAAUUUAGGCUGGGCUUGCGAAGUGGGAUUAUACUGUGUAAUGUACUUAAUAAGGUUCAACCUGGUGCAGUGCCAAAAGUAGUCGAGGCGCCUCCCGAUACCAUAAUCAUCCCAGACGGGGCCGCUCGAUCUGCAUUCCAAUACUUUGAGAAUGUGAGGAAUUUUCUUGAUUCUUUAGAGGAAAUGGGGAUACCUGGCUUUGAAGCCUCUGAUUUGGAGCAGGGAGGCAAGUCUUCAAGAAUCGUGAACUGUGUGCUGGCACUGAGAUUGUACAAUGAAUGGAAAGAAGGAGGCGGGAAAGGAGUGUGGAAAUUCAGUGGAAACAUUAAGCCCCCUUCAGCUAUUAACAAGCAAUUUGUCAGGAGAAACUCUGAUCUCUUUAUUAAUUCGCUGUCGAGGAACUUAUCAACAUUUGAUGACAAGUCUGUUGAUAGCUUGGAAAAUGAGCAUAACUCUAUUUGUGAUGCUAGGCAAGACAUUAAUGAGAUGGGUAGCUCUCGUUCCUUACACAUGCUUAUUCGUGAAAUUCUCUCAGACAAAAAGCAAGAAGAUAUCCCAAUGAUUGUGGAGAAUAUGUUAAGUAAAGUCAUGGAAGAGUUUGAGCAUCGGUUGGCCAGCCAAAAUGAAAAGGCCAGACCAACCCCAAGAGAUGCAGGUUUUCCAAGUCCCAGCGAGCUUAGAGAUUAUCCAGUGACUGAGGUCCCAGUCGAGAUGAAAGAGCAGUCUGUGUCAGGCAAUGAGGAAUCUCUUAGUGUGAUGAAAGAGCAGUGUUUGUCUGGCAAUCAUGAAUUGGAUGGACAAGCUAUGAAGGACCAGGACUUGGUUGAACACCAGCAAACUAGCAUACAGGUGUCAAACAUAAUAAAUGAGGAGGGUUGGUCUGACAAUAUUGAAAUGAAAGAACGCGCUAUGAAGCACAAAAACUUGGUCGAACACCAGCAAAGAAGCAUACAGGGAACAAUCAGGGAAUGCGAACUGAGUUUUGUUUUGUUGAUAGGUAAACAUCUCAAAAGUCUGGCUCAUGCAGCUUCUGGAUACCAAAAGGUACUAGAGGAGAACCGCAAACUAUACAAUCAAGUACAAGACCUCAAAGGAAAUAUAAGGGUAUAUUGCCGCAUACGGCCCUUUUUGCCUGGGCAGCCAUCUUUUUUGAGCGCAGUGGAAGUUGUAGAUGAAAAAACUCUCACAAUACUCACUCCUGCUAAACAUGGAAAAGGGAAGAAGUCAUUCUCUUUUAACAGGGUUUUUGGUCCAUCUGCAAGCCAAGAAGAAGUAUUUUCAGACACCCAGCCAUUGAUUCGUUCUGUCCUUGAUGGGUAUAAUGUAUGCAUAUUUGCCUAUGGUCAAACUGGAUCAGGGAAAACGUACACAAUGACAGGACCAAAAGAACUCACAAAGGAAAGCUUAGGCGUAAAUUACAGGGCGCUUAGUGAUUUGUUUCUCAUCUCAGAGCAAAGAAAAGACAGCAUGUACUAUGAUGUUUCCGUUCAGAUGAUUGAAAUUUACAAUGAGCAAGUGAGGGACCUCCUUGUCACUGAUGAAAUCCGUAACAAUUCCCCAGAUGGCAUCAAUGUACCCAAUGCAAACCUUGUACCAGUGUCAUCAACAUCUGAGGUCAUCAGUUUGAUGAACAUUGGACACAAGAAUCGUGCAGUGGGUUCCACUGCUAUGAAUGACCGAAGCAGUCGUUCUCACAGUUGCGUGACUGUUCAUGUUCAAGGAAGAGCUUUGACAUCGAGUUCAACAAUCCGUGGUUGCAUGCACCUUGUUGACCUGGCGGGAAGUGAAAGAGCCGACAAGUCAGAGGCGGUUGGCUGUAGACUAAAGGAGGCUCAACAUAUUAAUCGGUCCCUAUCUGCCUUGGGAGAUGUGAUAUCCGCUCUUGCGCAAAAGAGAACACAUGUUCCUUAUAGGAACAGUAAGCUCACCCAGUUGCUUCAAGAUUCACUAGGUGGUCAAGCAAAGACUUUAAUGUUCGUCCACAUCAGCCCAGAGCCUGAUGCUCUUAGCGAGACAAUUAGUACUCUUAAGUUCGCUGAACGUGUUUCGACUGUUGAGCUUGGUGCUGCCCGAGCCAACAAAGAGAGCCCGGAUAUCAAAGAACUGAAGGAACAGGUAGCCAACCUUAAAGCAGCUUUAACACAAAAAGGAAGAGGCGAAUUAGGAUCUAAGCAAUCUGGAUCUAUAAGCCCAGACAGAGUAUUGAUUAGAUCUUUUGGGUCAUCUCCAUCAGAUUCGUCUUGGCAAAGUAAUGGAGAUGUCAGUAAGGUAGAGAGACUAAGUCACUCUUCAGCAACAUCAAGAAUGCAAAGUGACUCGUUUGACGAAGAAGAAAAAUGCAUCCCCAGCGACUGGGUCGACAAUGUUAUGUCCUAUGAUGACAAGAGCCCUACUUCCAAGGUGUACCCUCAACAUUCUCCAAACACGUUGAAUGAGACCCAAAAUGAGACAGCUGUCGCAGAUGAUAUGGAUGACCUCGAAAAUGCAACUAGUGACACUUCAGAGCUGGAUUACCAAUGGCCACUAGGUCUUUCUAAACCCAACCGUGUGCCUAAUGGGCUGGGAUCAAAACUCAGAAAGCCCAGUCCAAAACAGAUUAGUUCUCCAGAAAGAAGGAGCCUGAUACCUCCACCGCCAAGUAGGAGAAUUUCGAAUGGGGCUCGUUCGCCAUUGCAAAAAAACGGAUGGCAGGCAGCUCCUGUUGAUGGAAAACGCAAACCGGCGGCCGGUGGGAAGUAAGAGCUUGCUUCAUUAAUGUGGGAAUAUCUUAUAUGUACACCAGAGUAAAUUCUUGCCUAGGGGUGACGCAGUUUUGNNCUUCAAUUGGUGAAAUUUUUUUU
This is a messenger RNA of Striga asiatica, 3062 nucleotides long. Lineage: Eukaryota; Viridiplantae; Streptophyta; Magnoliopsida; Lamiales; Orobanchaceae. The record is from the annotation of a GenBank genome assembly.